UCUACGAUGUUGCUUCCUAUCAUGGUACCAUCUAUGGUGCGAGAGGAUAUGAGCCUUCAAAAGAAACACUGGAUGGUGACACUACAAGAAGUUUUCUACCCUUCUCUAGCAGCUGUGGGUAUCCCCUCCAACAUCAUCACCUUUCUGAUCAUCUGGAGGAGGAACUGCAUGCUUUCCAGGUCUAGCACCUUCUACCUGAUGGCCAUUUCUGUGGCUGACAACCUUGUUCUGAUCUUCAUUGUGGUUCUUGAGCUUUCUGUUAAGUACCACCAGCAAGAGCCAUUUUGGAGUUACGAGCCAUGGUGCAGCCUGAGGGACAUUUUUAACUAUGGAGCGUAUAACGCCUCCACAUGGCUGGUGGUUGUGUUUACAGUGGAACGUUUUGUUGCCAUCCACACCUGGAAAAUGAAAACGAAAAUCUGCACUCCGAGAUGUGCAGCAUGGACUAUAACGACUGUUUUCCUCUUCAGUCAUCUUUUUGCCAUUCCUUACUACUGGUCUAAUGCCUCAGUCUACAAGAAUAACCAGACCAGAUGUAUUUAUAAACCAGAGGCCCCGUCUCAUUUCAUUCACGCCCUGGUUUGGUUUCAAACGCUGGAAACCUACAUAUUCCCCUUCCUCGUCAUCCUCACUCUUAACGGGCUGACCCUGCGCCUAAUCUCUCUCAGCAAUCGGGUUCAUAUCACUUCUGAUUUGACUUCGAGGGUCAACAAAGUCAUGCCCCUGCUGCGCUCCAGGAAGAGAAAAUCUGUGGUGCUUCUGGUGACUGUGUCCAUGAGUUUCGUGCUGCUGUCUGUCACCCGUGCUAUAACUCAGAUCAUCCUUCGCACGACUCCCAUGUACACUUUGGAUCGUAACGAUUAUAACCUCGGGAUAAAUAUAGCAGCAGACACUGGCACCAUACUAAGCCUGAGCAACGCAGCUGCUAACAUGUACCUGUAUGUAUGCACCCAGUACAAGUUUCGCCAGGAGUUCUUUGCCUGUGUCAGACAGGUGUCCUUCUACUGCAAAACUAAACUCUAGACAGAAAAACCCCUCAGUUUCUUUAAUAAACACAAUUACUGACACAUUGUCCUUGAGGAUGUUGGUACAGGUGUACUUUCCUGUUGUCUGGGAACAGAGGAAAUGAUCUCACGGCAGUCAUAACUGGUUAAUGAGUUUGUUUUUCUCAGCAGAAAACAAGGCCUUUAAUUGAACUGAAACUCCAUAAAACAAUUUAAUUUUCUUUAUUAGUGUUUUACUCAUUCUGUCCCUCUAGGGAGAUGGAUUUCCUCCAUGUUAAUGAUCCUGACAUACAUCUCCACUGUUUGACAUGGUAGUUUAAAUUUCAGAAUCAAUUUCCUGCAAUUGGUUUCCAGACCCAGAGCAAACAAACAGGAAGGCCUGACUUUACAGCCAUUGUCACUCUUGGCAAGGCAGUUUGUAAUAUUCUGUGCAAAGUAAUGUGCAAAGUUUGCUGUAUCAUGACAAAUCAAUCAAUUCUAGCUAGAUUUUUUUGUGUGGAUACAAACAACACAUAACAUUGAGUUUUUAUUACUAAUGUGUACAAAGCAAUGAUAUUUUAAUAUUUAAUCAUUUGAUACUAUUUCAUUUUGGAGCAUAUAUUGACGAUAUAUUGCAUAUCUUUUUCUCCUCCUUUUCUUUUUUAUUUACUACAAGUCUGCAAUAAAGGAGUCAUUAUUAUUUUCUUCAAUUUUUGUUUAGUUUCCCAAACUAAAGUCAUUACUCUCCGGUUGUUAAAACUGUAUUUUUCAAAACAGUUUUUUGCAAAACUGUAUUUUCCAUUCAUAAUUUCAUGAUUUUUUCACAAAAUCAAAAACCACAUAUACCAUUUUUCCAAAUACAGCACUAUGGCACAUGAUCUAAAAAUCCACAACCAAGAAUUUGUGCCAAUCAAUACUUAUAAUAAUACUUGUGCUGAAACACUUUUAUCUAAGAUGUGAGUUUAUUUGUCUUCAGCACAUACACAUACAGCAUUGAAAUAAGUACUUUUAGAGGUUAAUACAAUAAAACGUAACAAGAAUGUAUUGUAUUUCCAAAAAAGUUACGGAUGUGUUGUGAGAAACAACAAGAGCAGGAGAGUGAGUUUGGUUCCCAGAGCCUCUCCACGAUGCACCCCAGCUAUUCAAUAUUUGUGUUUCGUUCCACAAUCAACAUCCCUCAUUCAAGUUACUGAUUAAUUGAACCAAGUGUGCUAGUAGUAGCAUAUAACAAAGACGUAGUUGCCUUCUGUGGUAACAGGCCUUUUUCACAGCAGACAUUUUGACUUGUCAUAACAGGAAAACCACAGGUGUUACUAAUAAAUCAUUAACGAAAACUCUAAGUGUCCCAGUAAGUCAUGACAGUGUGACAGUGAGCCAGCAUGAACAAUACCAUUGGUUGAUUACGUUUAAACAGAUUGGCGCAAAUUCCAGCUUUUACCACUUACACAUCUUAAAAAACACUACAAUCAUGAUAAAGACUUAUGAAAGCAAGUUUUCAGAUCACACUAGAUUGGUCACCACAGAGACUUGACCUCAACAUAAUUGAGGUUGUAUAAUUGCACACAGCCUCAAUUAAAGUUGAGUCUAUUACUAUAAAAGAAAACUGACAAAAACAACCAAAAUUAAAUUAAGAAUUAUGUCAAAUCCUGUGAGCAGCUUGAAAGAAUUUACCGCAGGCGAAAUAUAAAAUUUCCUUUGGUGUGGUGACUUCCCCAAUGCGAAAUACUGCAGUUUUUAAUCCUAAGAAACACCGCACAAAAUAUUGGCUUGUUUAAAGCAAGUUUUGGUUACUUUUUAUUGUACCCAUGUUUCUUUGUGUUUACUCCAGUGUUUUGCACAAAUAAGGUAUCCCACUACUUCACAACAGUGACUAACAUGACCUGGAAGUGGCUGGUUUAAGAACGGCAGGGUUGUGGAUCCCUUGAGCAAGGCCCCUAUUUCCCAAUGUUUCCAGGUACAAUUGUGGAAAUACAGGUUAAGAAUUGCUGUAUGGAGGCGCUCAACAGGCCUAGUAAUUAAGGCACCAG
This is a messenger RNA of Siniperca chuatsi (mandarin fish), 3010 nucleotides long. Its product is annotated as probable G-protein coupled receptor 139. The transcript is spliced from 2 exons. Gene Ontology annotation, cellular component: membrane. The coding region runs from base 7 to 1023 and encodes 338 amino acids. NCBI's taxonomy places the organism in Eukaryota, Metazoa, Chordata, Actinopteri, Centrarchiformes, Sinipercidae. Gene Ontology annotation, biological process: G protein-coupled receptor signaling pathway. Gene Ontology annotation, molecular function: G protein-coupled receptor activity. The record is from RefSeq and is a predicted model, not a curated record.